This is a messenger RNA of Sitodiplosis mosellana (orange wheat blossom midge), 1334 nucleotides long. RefSeq lists its product as uncharacterized. NCBI's taxonomy places the organism in Eukaryota, Metazoa, Arthropoda, Insecta, Diptera, Cecidomyiidae. Bases 362 to 1090 code for a protein of 242 amino acids. The transcript has 5 exons. The record is from RefSeq and is a predicted model, not a curated record.
CGCUUGGAUUAACUUGUUCGAAACGACCAUUGCGCAACAAAUAGUAAUAAACAAUAUUUUAUUCAAACGUAAGAACGCCAAUUUUUUGGGUAUGGAACAAUUGCGUGCGAUCUCUCCCACGAACAAUACACCCAUUGUAUGACGAAUGGCCACUCGUCUCACAAAUUAAAAUCAAUAGAACGUCAUUUCAGUUUCAUCUAGUCAACGACUCAGAAGACACGCUCCAUCGAGCAAUCGGUCACUGAAUAGUCUAUUGCAUUCGCAUUUAUUUGCGUGAUCAGUUAAUACUGAAGAUUUUUGAGUUUUAAGAUUAAAAAAGCGAAGAAAUUUUUUCCAAAUAAAUAAAAAAUACUGUCGCAAAAUGAUUUUUCCGACGAUUUUGGUAUUUUGUAUUGUUUUGGCUGUGGGAUAUGGACAAGUACUUGGUUCGCCUGAGUAUUGUACCGAUUUGAUUCCACAAUCGAACGUAACCGUUCAUAAGUUAUUUGGAACUUGGUUCGGUGUCGAGGUGAUUACACACAAGGAUCGUGUUACUGGAGAAAGACCAAGCAGCGACUGUAUCUAUGUUGUGAUUUCUGGAAUUACUUAUGAAAUGGCUACUGCACGACCACCAGAAAAUUCAAGAGAAAUCGUUACUCAAUUCGGUAAAGCCCCCAUAUCGAAUCCGAUGAAAGACUAUCGCUACUUAAGGUUGGAAUGGACUGAAUUAGAUGAAAAAGUCGAGUAUAUAUUGCGAUACAACAUAAGUCGAAGUGGAUUUUGGCUAUCGUCCGCACCACAUGAACGUGAUCAUUUUGGUGAUAAACCGAGUUAUAGUGAUUUCUCCGGCAUCAUUCAAGUGAUCGUAGAAACUGACAAUCAUUUGGUGUUAACAUUCUGUGAAACUAUACCGAAAAGGCAACUCUUUUCCAUCAUAUUGACACGUCAUUCGAAUUCGAUACCAAUGGAUCUCAUAAAAUCUAUUCACGAUAAAUUGAGGAAUCGGAACCUGCAAAAUAUCGCUUAUCGGCCUGUUUGUGCUGGCGUUGAUCUGAUUCACGGAUCAUACUUUCUGGCAAUUACGAUUGCGCUUGUGUUUGCCAUACAGUAAAAAUGGAUUUAGGUUUAUUACUACGAAGGAGUGUAGAAAGUAGCGCGUACUUCAGAAUCAAUUGAGUGUCUGUUUUGCAAAUUAUGUCAAUCACUUGCCCAUUUUGUGUCACUUGCCCACUUUUGACGUUAACUGAAGACCACCCAUUGAAGAAUUGAGAAUAUUUAAAUUUCAAUUAACUGGACGUUUAUUCUGAAUGAGUCGCAUUAGUAUAGUUUUCAGUGUUCAAGCCUUCAUUCCAAAA